AUGACCUCUCGGGAGCAGCUGAUACAGCAGGUGCUGCAGGAGCUGCAGGAGGCGGUGGAAUCGGAAGGCCUGGAGGGUCUGGUCAGUGCUGCUCUGGAGGCCAAGCAGGUCCUGUCGUCCUUCACCCUCCCCUCCAGCCGGGAGGGGGGCUCCAGCCCCCAGGUGCUGGAGGUGGACUCCGUGGCCCUGAGCCUGUACCCGGAGGAUGCUCCCCGGAACAUGCUGCCGCUGGUGUGCAAAGGCGAGGGCAGCCUGCUCUUCGAGGCGGCCAGCGUGCUGCUGUGGGGUGACGUGGGGUUCAGCCUGGAGCUGCGGGCCCGCACCGUGGUGGAGAUGCUGCUGCAUAGACACUACUACCUCCAGGGCAUGAUCGACUCCAAGGUGAUGCUGCAGGCCGUGCGCUAUUCCCUGUGCUCUGAGGAGUCCCCUGAGAUGACCAGCCUGCCGUCCGCCACCCUGGAGGCCAUCUUCGACGCGGACGUCAAGGCCACUUGCUUCCCUAGUAGCUUCUCCAACGUGUGGCACUUGUACGCCCUGGCCUCUGUCCUUCAACGCAACAUCUACUCCAUCUACCCCAUGCGAAACCUCAAGAUCCGGCCCUACUUUAACCGGGUCAUCCGGCCUCGCCGCUGCGACCACGUGCCCGCCACGCUGCACAUCAUGUGGGCCGGCCAGCCCCUCACCAGCCACCUCUUCCGCCACCAGUACUUUGCCCCCGUGGUGGGGCUGGAGGAGGUGGAGGCUGAAGGUGCCGCUGGCCCUGCCCCGGGCCCUCCGGCCCCGCUGCUGGCCUCGGCCAACACCCUGGAGCUGCUCAACCGCGAGCCUGGCCUCCGCUACUCCCACCUCUGCCGGCGCUAUCGUGUCACCAAGACCACCUUCUACCGCUGGCGGCGGCAGUCGCAGGAGCAGCGGCAGAAGGUGGCCGCCCGCUUCUCGGCCAAGCACUUCCUGCAGGACAGCUUCCACCGUGGCGGUGUCGUGUCGCUGCAGCAGUUCCUCCAGAGGUUCCCCGAGAUCUCCCGCUCCUCCUACUACGCCUGGAAGCAAGAGCUCCUGGGCUCUGGCACCUGCCCGGCCCUGGCCCCCCAGGAGGAGCAGGGGGCCAAGGGGCUGGGAGGCUCCUCGCGGCCGUCAAGCCCUGGAGUGAUCUUAAUGCAGCGGGCCAAGUUGUACCUGGAGCACUGCAUCUCCCUGAACACGCUGGUCCCCUACCGUUGCUUCAAACGCAGGUUCCCCGGCAUCUCCCGGUCCACGUACUACAACUGGCGCCGGAAGGCCCUUCACAGGAACCCCAGCUUCAAGCCGGCACCGACCCUGUCCACCCCGGGGGCUCCCCAGCCAGCCUCUGUUCCGGAAGAGGCUCUGCUCCCUUGGAAGAGUGAGGUGGGAGAGGGGGCAGGGAGAGCAACGGCGGGGGGACCACCCUCCCCCCACGAGUUUCUGCCCCCAAAGGUGCCCCUGUCCUGUUGGCAGAGGCGCCUGCGCAGGGCUGCCCGCAAGCAGGUGCUCAGUGGGCACCUCCCCUUCUGUCGUUUCCGCCUCCGCUACCCCAGCCUCUCGCCCUCCACCUUCUGGGCUUGGAAGAGUCUUGCCCGGAGCUGGCCCAGAAACCUGUCCAAAUUCCAGAUGCAGGCCCCCACCCUGGGCAAAGUGGGGAUGCAGGCAGCUGAGGAGAAGCAGGAGAAAGAAGCUGGUGGAGAUGUGAUUGCUGUGAAUGCCCCCUCUGCUGGGACCCCCCUGCAGGUGGGGGCUUCUCCAGGAGAGGAUCCAGGGAAAGCCCAGGAAGGGCCUUCCAGAGAGGGGGCCAUCACCCAGGGCCAGCCCCACAGCAGGUUCCUGUCCAGCCACCCUGUGGCAAAGGCAGCAGCGGGUGGCAGGGACGGCCAGGUGCUGGUGAUGGACAUGCUCGCCACCACAAAGUUCAAGGCCCAGGCCAAGCUGUUCUUGCAGAAGCGCUUCCAGUCUAAGAGCUUCCCCUCCUUCAAGGAGUUCAGCGCCCUCUUUCCGCUCACGGCCCGCUCUACCUACUACAUGUGGAAGCGGGCACUGUAUGAUGGCCUCACCUUGGUGGAUGGCUGA
This is a messenger RNA of Nyctereutes procyonoides (raccoon dog), 2082 nucleotides long. It is a transcript of the gene VRTN, whose product is annotated as vertebrae development associated. The record is from RefSeq and is a predicted model, not a curated record. Gene Ontology annotation, biological process: regulation of transcription by RNA polymerase II. Gene Ontology annotation, cellular component: chromatin. Lineage: Eukaryota; Metazoa; Chordata; Mammalia; Carnivora; Canidae. The transcript has a single exon. The coding region runs from base 1 to 2082 and encodes 693 amino acids.